Molecule: messenger RNA, 1701 nt
Organism: Vitrella brassicaformis
Lineage: Eukaryota; Vitrellaceae
Source: the annotation of a GenBank genome assembly
AGUGACACACCCUUUCUACACAUGCAUACGGUGGCUGUCGUGUGUGCAUCUGCCUUUGAAAUUUGCCGGGAGACACAAGUAUCUGAACCACACACAGAGGGGGCAACAAAGGAGGAAUCGAAUGUCUGUGCGUGUGUGUGUGUGUGUGUACCUCUGGUGGAGUGCCCCCCUCCUCCAGUUGGGACACUGCAUACGUCGCGCUGGCCGGCACAGAGCCGUCCUGCAGAGAAAAUGAAGAGAGCUGUCCUCUCUUUGACUGUGUGCGUGUGCACGUGUGACUGGUUGACCUGAUUGUAACGUUGAAAAGCCCCUGCGCCGACAUCUGCGGACUUGAUGGUGCCCUUCUUGUCAACAAGCUGCAGCGACCAGACAGAGCAGGCAGUGGGUAUGCAUUCACCCAUUCCUCUGUUUGUGCACCUGUUACUGCAUACCCACCCACCGGCUGGCGCCGUUCUCACUCAUCGCCCCUGUCUCGCCGAGGUGGUCGCGCUGUGUGCGCCAUCAUGCAAAUUCUCGUAGUGAUACACUGUAGGCCUGCAUAUCACGGACACACAAACAGACAUGUGGAUGACCCGCUCUGAACUUCUGCUAGCUACAUGGAUGGAUGGAUGGAUGUAUUCAUACCAUGUCGAGUGAAGCAUGGUAUGAAUACUCACUGAGAUGUCGAAUGAUGUCAUCCUUGUUGCGUACUGAGUAAGCCACUUUUGUCAGCUUCGUGCCGCACCCUGAAACCUGCGCCGUCGCUUCCAGGUAGGCACCCAUGUCGAGUAGUGACGGAAGUUGCUUUCUCUCCGGUACUUCAGCAUAUAAAACGUACGCAGCGAUGGGCCUGCACACCAUAGAAGAAAACAAAGAGGGACAAACGAAGGCCUCUUUGAGAGACAUGGCGCCCGCUCCCACCUUUGAUCACCCUUUGUCUCCGGCUGAUCGAUACAAAGAAAAUGGAGGCGCCCCGGCUGGCAACACAAGACAGCUACGUGUGUUGAGGGCCAUGUCGUCCUUUACCACUUGGCGUAGAGGGUCGGAAAAGCCGUCUGAACCUGCCACCGCACAGCCACGCGCCACAGACCGGUGUUCAUUCUUCAAGGGGGGAGGGGAGGGAGGGAGGGAGGGAGGGAGGGAGGGGAGGGCUGCUCACCCUGUCCAUUCGUUUUUCCUCCUCAUCAUCGUCGUCCUCGUAGUCGGAGACGCUCCCUCUUUUUCUCCCUCUCCGUCUCCCUCUCCGUCUCACGUCGGACUCCAUCUUUCUCUGCUCCUUAUGGUCGUCGUCCUCGUUGUCUGAAACGUUGUCGGAAGCCGAAAUUGCACCGUGGCGUCAUCCUCGGCUUCCUUCUUGCUGCGGGUGUUCUUGCGCAGCUCGAUGCCCCACUCCCACCCAGGCAUGACCGGCUUCAGCCUCUGCUGGCUCGAUUGGGGUUGCUGCUCUUCCUGCGCUCCCUCCUCUCCGUCUCCCUGUCCCUCUUCUUCUCUUCCUCCGUCUCCAUAUAUAUAAGCGGCUUCUGCAUCCCGCUUCAGCCGGUCGCGGGAAGGAGCACGGGCUGCACGGCUGCGAUUGAGGUUGCUGCUCUUCAUGCGCUCCCUCCUCUCCCUCUCCCUGGCCCUCUUCUUCUCGCUCUCCCUCUCUUCAUCGUCGUCGUCCUCCUCGUCUGAGACGUUUGUCAGUGGACCAAAGUUGCACCGCAGCUUGUCCAUACUCAUUGC